Molecule: messenger RNA, 4024 nt
Organism: Dicentrarchus labrax (European seabass)
Lineage: Eukaryota; Metazoa; Chordata; Actinopteri; Moronidae
Gene: mafaa
Product: v-maf avian musculoaponeurotic fibrosarcoma oncogene homolog Aa
Exons: 1
Coding region: 1015-1950 (311 amino acids)
Biological process (GO): regulation of transcription by RNA polymerase II
Cellular component (GO): nucleus
Molecular function (GO): RNA polymerase II cis-regulatory region sequence-specific DNA binding; DNA-binding transcription factor activity, RNA polymerase II-specific
Source: RefSeq, a predicted model, not a curated record
GCGCCUCAGUGACACUGCGUGGUUGCACCGUGGAGCUCUUAGAAACAGUUAGAGGGCCUUUAGAGAGAAAAGCAACUGGAAUUGAUCACCUCUUGCAUAAUAAUACACACACAGUCAACACGUAAGGUCAGCAGCGCGCCCCGGUGAGGGGGGACAGGACCGUGGGGACCGAAGCUGUCAGUAAUCCGCUGCUUGCAUCAAAUAUCUGGACUGACCACAACACCAGGGGACCAGACUCUCCUGUCCCUCCCAGCAGGAGCACUACCUGCAGCUCCAGACUAACCUCUGAUGCAUCUGAACUUUCAAAACUUCUGCACGUGCCAUUCCAUUUUGGAUUCCCGGGGACCUUUUUGGCACACUUUUACGCACGCCUGCGCGUCCGCCCUGUGACUGUCACACACCGUCCGAGCUGAUUGUGUGAGAAACUUUGUAUCCGGGCCAUGCUGCAGUGACUCCAGCCCGCUGCCUGGGACUUCAUGAUCAAGUUGUAAACAGCGGGAGGCGAAGAAGGAUGCUUGGAAAAUAUUUAUAACGCACCGAGAGGAGGAGACGAAACCUUUUCGUGUUACUUGAUCGAGCAGAACCGAGGGGACAGUAAAUCACAAGGAGGCAAGUAGGCUGCAGAGGUGAAGCGAGGACAAGACAGGUUGGUGUCUCCAAAUUCACCGGGCUCGAGUUUCAGCCGCCCCGGGGGCUCCUGGUAUUAAAGCGUGCAUUUGACCUGGGAUAAGUUGUCAACAAGAGCAGCGAGCGGAGGCGAACUGGCAGGUGUACAAGUUCAUUUACAUGCAUACGUAUAUUCACGCCACUAUAUAUAGAAGUUGUCUUAGGGACGAGCAGCCUUAAAAAGUUUCUCCACCCACCCGCCGGCCCUGCAGCAGCCCCACGCACCGGGCGUGUGCGUGUGUCUAUAUAUACACCACACAGGCUUUUAUUCCUCUCCGCAAUCUGUAUCCGAGAGGGCUGCCCGCCGUCGGUUUGGCUGUGAGGGCAGGAGUCGUCGCAUGGACUGAAAUGGCCACCGACCUCGCCAUGAGCGCAGAGCUGCCCAACAGCCCUCUGGCCAUCGAGUACGUCAACGACUUUGACCUGAUGAAGUUUGAGGUGAAGAAGGAGCCGCCGGAGGCCGACCGCUACUGCCACCGCCUCCCGUCGGGCUCUCUGUCCUCCACCCCGAUCAGCACACCCUGCUCCUCCGUGCCUUCCUCGCCGAGCUUCUGCGCCCCGAGCCCGGGCGCGCAGCCCAACCAGAGCCUCACCAGCGGGGUCAACAGCAGCGGCAGCAGCAACAACAGCAGCGGCAACAACAAUCACAGCAACGCGGGCAAGCCUCAGCUGGAGGACCUGUACUGGAUCCCCAGCUACCAGCACCACAUCAACCCCGAGGCGCUCAACCUGACCCCGGAGGACGCGGUGGAGGCCCUCAUCGGUAACGCGCACCACCAUCACCACCACCACCAGGCCUACGAGGGCUUCCGCGGGCAGCAGUACGUCGGGGAGGACCUGUCCACGGCCUCGGCGGGCCACCAUCACCAGGGCCAUCACCACCACCAUCACCACCACCACGGCCACCACGCCCGCCUGGAGGACCGCUUCUCGGACGAGCAGCUGGUCAGCAUGACGGUGCGGGAGCUGAACCGGCAGCUGCGGGGCUUCAGCAAGGAGGAGGUGAUCCGCCUGAAGCAGAAGAGACGCACCCUGAAGAACCGCGGCUACGCGCAGUCCUGCCGCUUCAAACGCGUGCAGCAGAGGCACAUGCUGGAGACCGAGAAGUGCACCCUGCAGAGCCAGGUGGAGCAGCUGAAGCAGGACGUGGCGCGCCUCGCCAAGGAGAGGGAUCUUUACAAGGAGAAGUACGAGAAGCUGGCCAGCCGGACCUACAAUGCCGGCGGACCCGCGAACACGAGAGAUCCGUCCGGGAAACAGGCCAACACCGAGUUCUUCAUGUGAGAGACUGACUGUAGCAUAGACUCUGAGUUACACCCCCCCACCCCCACCUAAACAUCCUUGUUACAUUAAUUUAUAUUUUUCUGCGUUUGUGUUUUGUUUACAGUUAUUCCCUCGACAGAAAGACAAGUAAACAAACAAACAUUAGAUGCGCUUUUUGAGUCUUAAAGAUGUUUCGGCUAAACUUCUGUAAGCUCACUGCGACCUGUCAGCUGAGCACAUGGGAUCACUUAGCCUGGAGACUUCUCUGUGGUUGCUCAGAGGUCUUAUUGAACCAAUCUCACAGUUAACGUUCACUGUCUUAAUUCAGAGGUGAUUUUGUCUUAAACCUGGGGGGGGGGGAGUGACUGAAACAGAAGCAAUACGCCGCCUCUCUCAUGGCUCCAGAAAGCUCUACAGACUGUGUGUGAGAGAGUGAGGCGGUCCGGGAUGCAGAGAAGAGACCUUUCAAUAUUGCAAGUCUAUAGUUUCCCAUCCCUAUUUGCAACCCUGCAUGCAGGACAUGUAUGGUAACCUCCAGUCAUCUUCCCAGAAUCCUUCCACAUGUAUGGAAAGCAUGGCCCAUGGUUCUCUCCUCCUCUAACGCUUCUCCUCCUCCUCCUCCUCUCUCUCCAUCCUCCUCUGCCAUCAGUAAAGGCCUGGGUUUGCAAAAAGCCACAAAAAUGUUCUCCCACCCUCCUCCCCUUCUCCUCCACCCACCCCCAACAUAAAGAGAGGUGCAAGGACUGCGGACAAAAAUGCAACAAUCUGCUAUACUGCGAAACAUGGAUGCGUCUUUAACUGCUAUUUUCAAUCAAUUUUUCUAUUGUUUUAAAAGGAAAAGAAAAACGACAAAAAGAGAUUAACUGAGCCAGAUUUUAGACUGUAUUUAUUUCCACCUGUACAUAAUGUGUAGAGAAAAACAGUUAACUGUGUUAUUUUACCUUCUCUCUUUUUAAAGAAAAACUGCUUUUGUUGCUUGGAUUAUUCGACAUGUCUUAAUACAAAUGUUUGUAUGUUACAGCAUGCAAAUCGUCUAUGGUAUCCUCCUCCUAACUGAACAUGUGUAAUGUCAAAGGCGAGCCUAUACUGCACUAAGAAGAGAUCAAACUGGACAAACGUUUUGUUUUCUACUAAUAGGACCUUUGAUCUGUUACUCUCUGAGAACCUGGAUGUAAAUUAGAUGGGGGGUGGAAGCCUCAUUCAUUAGAUGGACAAGGACUGCAUUCGCUGCUAAAACUCUAUGCACCAACCUGAUGAUUAAAAUGAUUUAGUUUAAUGGGUUUAUUUUUCCUUUUUUUGGUUUUUUACUUUGAAUAUUUGUAGACGAAAUUUUCUAGGGCCUGCGGGUUUAUUCUGCAGCCCGGUGUCUUAAUGAGGUCUUGUGUCUGAUAGGAGGAUGCUUUGAUUGUUUGAAAAGAGGAAGACUUUGGCCGCUGGUAGAGAGCUUACUGUUCUUGGAGUAACUCGAUGCAUUAUUCUGUCAACAAGAAAUCCCUGGUUCGUGUGUUUUCUGCUGCCUAGAUAUAUGUGCAAUAUUGUGCAGAAGUGUCCCGAUGCUGAGCCUACCUGUUGGGGGGUGGUGGGGAGGGGAGGGGGGGCGAGGAGUUGCAGGAAGAGAGGCUGGAUUCGGAUCAAACCGCCUCAGAAAAAUAACAAAUACAUGCGAAAAUAAAUGUUAUUUUUAUUUGAAUGCUCCCAAAAAAAUGUGCGACCUUUUCAGCCAAAAGAACAGAAAAAGGAAUAUUGGAAAUGAAUCUCUGCAAACAAUUUCCCUUCAGUAACUUUCUUUGUUUAAAUUCGAUUUAUUUUUUGGAGGGGGGGGUUAAUAAAACCUCAAAUUUUCGUCAUUUUUCCUGCAGCAAGUGCAGUCUAAAAAAAUAAAUCCUAAUUCGAUGUGAAAGGAGUCUGCGGUGGGGGAGAAAGGGGGGAGAUAAAAAAGGAAAAGCCAACUUCUGCACAGUGCUGUAAAUGUAUAUCUGUACAUAUAAUUUCUAUAUUUAUUCAAUUAACGUGUCAACAAGUGAAAAACCUACAAAGUGGAACGUUGUUGAGAAUCUUGUUUUCAUAAUGUUUAAUAAAAAGUUCUGUCCCAAAA